This is a messenger RNA of Egretta garzetta (little egret), 5040 nucleotides long. RefSeq names its product opioid growth factor receptor (gene OGFR). Bases 955 to 2844 code for a protein of 629 amino acids. Gene Ontology annotation, cellular component: membrane. Gene Ontology annotation, molecular function: opioid growth factor receptor activity. NCBI's taxonomy places the organism in Eukaryota, Metazoa, Chordata, Aves, Pelecaniformes, Ardeidae. The transcript has 9 exons. The record is from RefSeq and is a predicted model, not a curated record.
ACGUGGCGCCGCCGAGAAGGCUGGCGGGAAGGCAGAGGGGCCCGGCCCGGCCGCGGUCACCGGUACGGCCUCUUGUCCUCGUCCUGAAGCCGGUCACGGCCUCUUGUCCUCGUCCUGAAGCCGGUCUUCAAAGAGAAGAGGUGACCCGAGGCCCCUUCGGAAGGGUGGCGAAGGUGCUGUGACUUUAUGAGCCCUUCAGUUUAUUACACUGCCCUGAGCUGGGUUUUAAUAUAUAUCCCCCCCCCCAUUCCCUGUGAUCUGGAUUCUUCAUCCCAUAAAUACAAAUUCUGCCUUCUGCGCGGCACCUGCCUGCUCACCGCCUUCUGGAUUCGACGCUGUGACAUGGAUGUUCUUCAGCCACUCCUUGCUUUUAAGUUUUUUGUCGGUCUCCUCAUCUUUGCCUGGUGGCCUUCUGUACUCUUGCAUUGCCAUCCAUGAAAAGCCAUCGCAUAACGUUUGCUCGCCUUCAAAAAUGAGCUGUAACGCAUUAUUUCUUUUAGGCAUGCUUUUUUUUCUAGGGAGCGUAUUCUAAAGCAACUCUGAAAACAAAAAGCAUCCGCUGAUGUUUUGGAAGCUGCAGAGCAACUUCUGGAUUCUGACAACUGUAAAAGCAAGGACCAGUUUUUCACUCCAGUGAACUUUGCCUUGCAAGGGAUGAUGUUGUCCCUGAGACUUGCAGCCCCUGGAACAUUGUUUUGCAUCUUUAAAGAGAAGUUCUUCUGUCAGUGAUGAACAUGUAGUCACCUCUGUCAGCCAGUGCCUGAAAAGUUUUUAAGGGCAGUGAACAUGAAUGCAAAAAGGAACAGUAAACCUUCUGCUCUCCAUUUGUGCCUUUACAACCCACCAGAGGCAUGAAUCGGUUUCCAAAACUAGUUCCUACUUCUGCUUAUUUGACACUAAUUCUCAUUUUUCUCCCCUCAGCCUAGAUGGUAUACUUUAUGGCUAAAGCUGCGCAUGUUUUUAUUCAAUACUGAGGAGCAAAGAUCAAAUUCGUCACCGCUGUCUCAGAGGGGUUUUCAGUUCGCAGGCAGGCGCAACUGGGAUGCAGCAAAAGACUUGCAGAGAUACAGACAUCAUUACCCGGGUUUGAUAGAAUCAGAAAAUGAGGAGGAAGAAGAGAUGUGGAACUUAAGCUUUUACAAAAAUGAGAUUUGUUUUUUGCCCCGGGGUUUGCACAUUGAAACUCUGCUUGAAUCUUGGUGGGACAACUAUGAAGUUCUGGAAGAAAACCAUUCCUACAUACAGUGGCUGUUCCCUUUACGUGAAUAUGGGAUGAACUGGCGUGCCAAACCACUCACGUGUCAAGAAAUCCAGGCUUUUAAGAAGUCCGAGGAAGUCAUGCAGAGGUUUAUACGUGCUUAUCAGCUCAUGCUGAGGUUUUAUGGAAUCAUUCUGAUCAACGAGAAAACUGGAGAACUCAAGAGAGCAGAGAAUUGGGCUGAACGAUUUCAAAACUUGAACCGGUUUAGCCACAACAAUUUGCGGAUCACGCGCAUCCUGAAGUGCCUGGGGGAGAUGGGAUACGAACAUUAUCAAGUGCACUUGGUAAAGUUUUUCCUAAGAGAAACUCUUGUUAAGGAGACGUUACCAAAUGUCAAGAGAAGUGCCUUGGAUUACUUCCUGUUCACCAUCAGAAGCAAACGGAAGAGAAGAGAACUGGUCCACUAUGCUUGGCAACACUUCAAACCUCGAGGCAGCUUUGUAUGGGGACCACAAGACAAACUCUUGAAGUACAGAGCACGCUCUGCCAGGUCACAGCUGCAUAAAAAGGCUGAAGAUAAACAGGAAACUCCUGGUAAAAAAUGUGAUGAUUCUGUGGAAAAGGAUCAGAACCGGUCUCUAGAGGAAGAACAGAAAGCUGGAGAAGCUGCAGACUUGCAGCCCAAAGCUGAUGAUGAAGCUGUAAAAGAGAAGUUAAGUGAAUGCGUUUUGAAGGGAGGGGAUGGUGAAGAGGAGAAAGAGGUUUCACUUACCCAGCAGGAGGAGAAGGAUUUAAACAGUGAGGCUGAAGAAGGGCAGGGUACAGCAGAGAAUGACUGCACAAAGGAGAGCAAGAAGAGAAAACUGGAUGCAAACAUGGCAGAUGCUAAAAAGAGUGGACCAUUGAAAAGCCCUACUGAUAUUGAAAACAUUUCCCGUAAUCUGGGAGAAUGUGCAAUUGCUGCAGAAAUCCCCUCCUCAGUUCCACUGUUGCAGGCAGAAGAGGAACAAGAAACACUGAAAGAAGAUGAUGCAAGCAUCAAAGACUCAACAGUGCCAGAGACAGCUGAUGCAGCUGUAAAACGGCGAAAAGUUGAUAAAAGAACAUCGAGAAGUAAAACGUUCAACUUGGCCAUAAACCUGAACAUGGGGCCCUCUGCCUCCGGUGCCAAGUUAAAUCCAUCUGUUGCAAACACUGAGCCUGAAAAAGGAAAUGUCAGUGAGAAAAAUGCAACUGUGGAAGCGACAAGUGAGGAGGGGGGGGAUGGGGGCGGUGUAAAUGGUGGGGCUGUGAGACCCCCGGUUGAUUCCAGGCUCCCCAAGGCUGGCUGGACUUCUCCAGUAAGUGAUGGCUUGGAGUUGAGUGGAGAUCAAGUCACAGCAAGGAGUGAUCAGCACCACUGCAACAGCAUGCUUGCGGGAGGCAAAAGUGAGGUAGAUGGGGUAGAACAACAUAAAAAGGCAGAAAAUGCAAAUGAAGAAGGGCAGGCAGAAGCCACAGGCAAGAAACAAGUUCCAGAGAGUCUUGAGCAGAGCGUGGCAUCCACUUGUCCUGAAGAAGACAAUGCUGAGCUUGCAGCACAAAAACCUGACAGCUCUGAGCGUGCAGUGGAAGCUGGUGAGGAGCAGGUAGCAGCAGAGUGAGACCAGCCCAGCAGGCACUCGAGCAAGAGGAGGUGGCACUGCCCUCACUGCUAGGAGCCAGCUUUUUAGUGGUUUGGAUAGCAGAAGAACACACGGAAGAAUAAACUUCCUUUGGGCCGAUCCAGGCUAGACCCUGCCUUUCACCCUUCCACAAUAGUCUGUAGUAACUUCACUGAAAUCCAGUGCUUGGUUACCCUAGGGAGGAAAACUCUGUAGUCCUCUUCACCGACAGGCUGUGUCCUGUUUCUGUUUUUUAUCUGAUAUUCAGGACUAUCUUGGAGUAACAGGGAUUUUUGCACUUUGCCUUGGUUCUGGUAUGUCCCUUCUUAAAGAGAAGAGGGAAAACUAAUCUGUUUCCUUGUUUGAACUAAUCAAGUAUUUAUUAAAUACAUGAUUUUUAAUGUAUGACAGCAUGAUCUAAUUUGCCAGGCCUUUCUAUUAUCAUGUAACUGCUAUUUGUUAUUCUGAAAGGCUGUACCUUCCCAGGAGAUUUAUCCCUGGCAAAGAUGCCGUGUGUCUGCUUCCUAGGGUGUAAAUAAUUAUUUUUGUGGUGUUUGCCUGAGAGAGAUGAGUAUAUGCAUUUUGCUCCAUGUAAGACUGUGGUUGCCUCUCCUAUAAAGUAGAUUUGACUUUAGUCUGGGAUAAAAUGCAUCGUCAAAACAUAUCUCUGCCCAGUAUUAACCUUUGCGUACAGAUCCUGUUCUCUAGGGUGUGAAGUCCUGAUUAAUUUGUUCUAUUUAUCCCCCGCAGAAGUUGCUUUGUAGUGCUUGUUAGAAUCAAGAGUAUGAAUUGUCUACGGGUUUCUAAGAGAAAAACCUUCAGACUCUGUGUAAAGCUGUCUGGAGCUCUUCUUCCCCAGGUUUUUCUACCAUUUUCAGACCCUUGAUAGUCUUCCACAGAUAUUUCUGUCCACUACUACUUCAGUUCUCUCCUCAACUGCCAGAACAGAACAAAUAUUUGUCAUUGCAUCUUUUCAGGCUCUGCCGUUAAUUUACAACUGUAAAUCACAGCUGCGGGGCUGUCUUUUCUGCAAGGCCCAUUGCAUGAAGUUAGAUGUGUCAGAUUUAACCCACUCCUUAGUUAGGGCAGGAUUGUUUUACCGUUAAUGGCCAGCAUGUCAGACAGUUGUGAGUGCAACGUGUCUGGAAACCACUGGGUUUUGUGGGGCAAUUAAUUGAAACUUUAAUUGGAGGGGGUACGCUUGUCUGGUUCAUUUAUUUACAGUCCUCAAGAAUUUACUUUCAGACCUUGCCAGCUAUUUGCCUGCCUUAAUACUCCUGACCUCCCUGUUAGCUAUUCUGCCUGACUUGCACGGUAUUCAUCCAAGGCUGAAGGAGCAUUAAACGAUUUAGCACUUGCGCUCCUGGAGAUUUACAACAGAGGACCUGUGCCAUGCAGCAGAGGAAGCAGUUUCCAACAGCCAGAAGGUCUGGACUUGCUGUUUUCUCAGAUUGGUUUUUUAGUUUUGGGGUUUUUUAGGUGCUGUUUGAUUUGUGUAGGAGGUGGCUAGAGGUUUGCCCACUUUGCCAGAGAGCAGAUGCGGUAGCCUGUGCAAUGUUGAUGUUUUUCCUCUCUCUGCUACAGCUCUUAAGAAGCUUCGUCUUUCAAGGAAUUUGAUCCAUGACUUGCCUUCCCAGACCUUAGGUCCUGAUCCAGCAUGCCACAUACAUGUGGGUGGGAAUAAAAGUCUGCAAGCUUAACACGUAAUGUUCAUGGUCACACACGUGCUGGAAAAAGGCUUUUAUGGUUUUAAAAUACUACUUUUUUUUUUUUUCUUAUGAACAAAUGGAGUCAAAUAGCCAGUAAGAAUACACUUAACUACAGAUAUAAAUACUUGAAGAUGUUGAGUGAAAAUUCUUUCAUAAAAGAUUCAUAAGAAGUUGUUAAUCGUGGCUUUUGUACAGAUUUAUAGUAAUUUUCUUAUUUAAUGAAGUUUUCAUUGUGAAUAUGUGCUCGGUUGGGGCAUAGAUCAUGUAUCUUGUUAUGGUGAUGUAUGGUUUGUUUUUGUGUUUAAUGGGAUUUCACUGUGAGCCCCUAGGCUGGAAUGCUCAAACCAAAACCAUUCCUUUUAUGAGUAAUUUUAGAGUUUCGGCCGUAGGUGUUUGCAGUGAGUUCACAAGAGGUUUUCCAGCACUCAGAGCUGUAUCACAGAGUCUGUUACUUUAAUGUCACCUAUUAAAGCAUGACUUUAAUCCA